This is a messenger RNA of Apiotrichum porosum, 1398 nucleotides long. RefSeq lists its product as uncharacterized. Lineage: Eukaryota; Fungi; Basidiomycota; Tremellomycetes; Trichosporonales; Trichosporonaceae. The record is from RefSeq and is a predicted model, not a curated record. The coding region runs from base 1 to 1398 and encodes 465 amino acids. The transcript has a single exon.
AUGUCCUCCGCUACCUCGACUCCCCAAAAGGCGACCGAUUCUGCGUCGCCCCCCAGCGUGGGAGCCACUCCCACUGGACCUACGGGCAAGCCCAUGACAGCAAAGGAACUCAAGAAGAUGAAGCGUGCCGCUCAAGUCGCUGCGCGUGGCCCACCGGCCGUUGACCACGCAGCGCCUGGCUUGGCCAGCCCAAAUGCCUCGGCCGCCGCGUCGCCAGCUGCUUCUGCUGGUCCAUCAGGCGGUACCUCGCGUCACCGCCGCGGUAUUGCCGCCGCCGCUGCCGCUGCCUCUGCCCCUCCCCCACCUCCCAACCCCGCGCACCAGUUCUUCUCCCACCUCCCCGUCCCGCGUGACCCCCACACCCCGGACGCUCUCGCCAGUGACAAGAUCCACCCCGUUGUCGUCCGUCUCGGUGUGUUGAUUGCGCAAGGAACCUUGCGUGGUGCGUCGGCGCGUACCCUCGGUGUGCUCGAGGCGUUCCGUGAGGUCGUGCACGACUACGAAUGCCCUCCAAAGGCCGUCUUCUGGAAGGACUUUAGCUCGCACAUUUCGCCCAUGAUCGCCUACCUCGAGACUUGCCGUCCAAAGGGUGUGGGAGUCGGAAACGCUAUCCGUUGGUUCAAGGGCGUGAUCACCCGUCUUGGCGAGGACGACGGCGACCACAUUCCUGUCGCCACUGCCGAGGCAAGCCAGAAGGCGUACCUCACCGAGGCCAUCAACAGUUACAUCCAGGACAACAUUAUCGUCGCGGGCCAGGUCAUUGCCGACUUUGCCAAGGAGAAGAUCAAGGCUGGAGACACUGUCGUCGUGUAUGCGCGGUCGAGCGUGGUCGAGCGCUCCCUCCUCGAGGCAUACCGUGACAUGCAGGCUCGCUCGCCUCCCGCCAGCUUUAGCGUCGUCGUUGUCGACUCAAGGCCGCUGCACGAGGGUCGCACCACUCUUGCCACACUGAGCGCCGCUGGCAUUCCGUGCAUGUACACUCUCCUUCCCCUCGCCUCCACCGCCCUGUCUCGCGCCUCCCUCGUCCUCCUCGGCGGCUCGUCGCUGAACUCGGACGGCGCCCUCCACUCGCGUGCCGGUACCGCCGUCGUCGCCAUGCUCGCCAAGGAGCACCGUGUCCCCGUCGUUGCGUGCAUCGAGGCGUUCAAGCUCUCGGAGCGUGUGGGUCUCGACGACCUCGCAUCCAACGAGGUCGGUACCCCGGACUCGCUCCUCAACAUUCCCACCGCUCGCGCCCUCGAGCUUCCCAAGCCGCUCCCCAAGAACCUCAUCCCCCUCCACCUGCUGUACGACCUCACCCCUCCCGACCACAUCACCGCUGUCUGUACUGAGGUCGGAUUCAUCCCUCCUUCCUCGGUCCCCACCCUUCUCAGCAAGGGUGCGGGUCUGAGUGCGUAA